Molecule: messenger RNA, 338 nt
Organism: Prorocentrum cordatum
Lineage: Eukaryota; Dinophyceae; Prorocentrales; Prorocentraceae
Source: the annotation of a GenBank genome assembly
CGCCGCGGGAGGUCGAGAGGACGCAGGCGUCCUGGGCCGAGGCGCGACAGCUGGCGGCCUUCCUGGCGGUGGCGCGGCCGAUCGACCGGCUUCGCGUGGUCCUCGCGGCUGAGCGCGCCGCCGAGGGGGACUCCAGGCUGGCGCCAGUGGCGUCGCUGCUCCGAGAGGAGGCCGACCUGUUCGCGCCCGGGGCGCCCCUCCCGAGCAUCGACGGGGAGUGGGAGUGCCUGGUCGACUACUACACGAGCGGCGAGCUCGUUCCCAUCAGGAUGAGCAUCAGUGGUGCGGGCGGACAGUACGAGGUCGAUGGUGAGAGCAAGCCCCUCUCGGAGAUCGCC